GUCGGUUCUGAGGAAAUUAUUAAAAUAAUGCAAAAAUAUGAAAAACUAGAGAAGAUUGGAGAAGGAACCUAUGGAACAGUAUUCAAGGCCAAGAACAGAGAAACACAUGAGGUUGUUGCAUUGAAGAGAGUUCGUCUAGAUGAUGAUGAUGAGGGUGUUCCAAGUUCUGCUUUGAGAGAGAUUUGCUUGUUGAAAGAACUGAAACACAAGAAUAUAGUAAGGUUACAUGAUGUCCUCCACAGUGAGAAGAAACUGACCCUGGUGUUUGAGUACUGUGACCAGGAUCUAAAGAAGUACUUUGACAGUUGUAAUGGAGAAAUAGAUCAGGACAUUGUGAAGUCCUUCAUGUACCAGCUGUUAAGGGGACUGGCAUUCUGUCACAGUAACAAUGUACUACACAGGGAUCUGAAACCUCAGAAUCUCCUGAUAAACAAGAAUGGUGAAUUGAAAUUAGCUGAUUUUGGUCUGGCUCGAGCGUUUGGAAUACCAGUCCGGUUUUAUUCAGCAGAGGUGGUGACUCUGUGGUACAGACCUCCUGAUGUUCUGUUUGGGGCCAAGAUGUAUUCCACCUCCAUAGACAUGUGGUCUGCUGGCUGUAUAUUUGCAGAAAUGACCAAUGCAGGUAGACCACUUUUCCCGGGCAAUGAUGUAGAAGAUCAACUAAAAAGAAUUUUCAAAUUGCUUGGAACACCCACAGAGGAGUCCUGGCCUGGUAUUAGUCAGCUCCCAGAAUACAAGCCAUUCCCUAUGUAUCAUGUCAGUACAACAUGGAUGCAAGUUGUCCCCAAGUUAAAUCCAAAGGGACGUGACCUUCUACAGCGCCUCUUGAUCUGUAAUCCAGCAGGACGUCUGUCGGCCGAGGAAGGCAUGCUCCACCAGUACUUUAGUGACCUUGACCCCUCAGUUAAACUUGCCACAGAUAACUCAGCACUCAUUGUUCAAGGGAGAUAACCCAUCAGUUAUUUAUUUACAGUGUAAGAGACAACAAAUUCUAGUCAAGAUCUGAGCAUAUGAUCUCAUUUUCUGAGGAAUGUACAAUGUUACUGGCAUGUUGAAGUGAUCAGUUCCUAGUUGAAUUUUAAAAAUUCCAAAGAAUAAUCAUCUAAGAGGUCAUCAAAGUCCAUGUGUAAUUUUGAGUUUGUAGCAAGAUGUGAUUUAUAAAUUCAUGGUCAUUAUACAGCAAUACAUAUCAAUUAUCCAGUCUGUAUUGGAACCAUUUUGCAUUCUUAGCAAGGUGGAAUCCAGUUUCA
Messenger RNA from Saccostrea echinata, 1250 nucleotides. Its product is annotated as cyclin-dependent kinase 5. Lineage: Eukaryota; Metazoa; Mollusca; Bivalvia; Ostreida; Ostreidae. The record is from RefSeq and is a predicted model, not a curated record. Gene Ontology annotation, molecular function: cyclin-dependent protein serine/threonine kinase activity; ATP binding. Gene Ontology annotation, biological process: neuron apoptotic process; synaptic vesicle transport; axonogenesis. The transcript has 11 exons. Bases 28 to 951 code for a protein of 307 amino acids. Gene Ontology annotation, cellular component: nucleus; cytoplasm.